AUUGAAACAGAAGUUUAUUUUUAUUUUGUCAAAGAAUUUUAAAAAAAUAUAGGAACUAAAAAUGAAGAACGUCUAUAUAUUGCUGUACGCUCUCUUUUCGCCACUCUCAUAUUCAAUAGAGGAUACCACGAUUUUUAAUAAUGUUGGAAGUUCUUCUAAUGAUAGCAGCAGAGUUUCUACCAGCAAAAUUUCUUCUUCAGAUUAUAUAACCAUUUAUUCUAACUCAACAACACCUCAUAAUUUUAAAAACAAUGAUGAUAAUAUCAUAGCAUCAGACAAAACAACAUCUAUUAAUAUAGAUAACACAGAAACGUCUUCAUCUCAUGGUAUCGUUAGCUCAGAUGAUAUUUCAGAUGUUGAAAAGAUUGAUUCUGAUACCCUAGUUGAAAGAGGAUCUCCUUCAUUAGAAUCUGAUGAUUUUAAUACCAAUACAGCAAUACUAAUUCUGUUUCAACAGUGCGAGCAACAUGGAUUCCGGCAUUUCUUAAGUAUAUCUGAAGAUAAAUGUAUGUUGGCCUGUACUAACUCUGCAGACUUGGGAUACCAUCCGAAAAAACAAAGUGAUUACUUUAAUGAAUGGUACAGACCAAAUGGUGUAUUUGUGCAAAACUACACAAUAAUUUCCGUUAAGGAUGGAUUCAAAUGCAUUGAUAAUGGAUCAUGUUUUGAUGGUAAAUGUGUGGGCUAUUCUAACAACUUAGUUAACGGCAACCAAUUGGAAACUACUUCUAAUAACGUUCUGAAUUCUAAUGAUUCACCCCCUUUCGUCGAUAAAGUGACGCCUGCUCUAAACGAAACAACAAAUUCUGAUGACGUCAAAAGUUCAACUGAUGAUAAUAGUACACUAUUACCAAUUUUAGAUGAUACAACUAAUACUUACAAUGUUCUCAAUUCAACCGAUAAUAAUAAUAUAACUUUGCCUUUUUCGGAUGAUACAACAAAUUCUGAUAGUGUCACAAAUUCAACCGAUGAUAAUAAUACAACUUUGCUUUCUACUGAUAAUGCAACAAAUUCUGAUAGUGCCACAAAUUCAACCGAUAAUAAUAAUAUAACUUUGCCUUUUUCGGAUGAUACAACAAAUUCUGAUAGUGUCACAAAUUCAACCGAUGAUAAUAAUACAACUUUGCUUUCUACUGAUAAUGCAACAAAUUCUGAUAGUGCCACAAAUUCAACCGAUAAUAAUAAUAUAAUUUUGCCUUUAUCGAAAGAUUCAACAAAUACUCUUAGUGUCACAAAUGCAACCGAUGAUAAUAAUACAAGUUUGCUUUCUUCUGAUAAUGCAACAAAUUCUGAUAGUAUCACAAAUUCAACCGUUAAUAAUAAUGUCACGAGUUCUUUAGAUACAACAACACUUCGUGAUUCAAUUACAAACGACGAUAGUUCUGAUAAUAACACAAUUUCUAAUGCCAGUGAUGACUUUAAAGAAUCAACAACUUCUGAAAGUAUUUUAGAUUCUAAUAAUGUAACUACACCUCAAAAUCGUACAAUCUCUGAUGCUGCAAAACUGGUAGACCAGGAAUUACAAAUUUUGAAUGAACAGUGCGAGCUAGCUAAAAAAGGUUACUUUCUCAUGCGUCUUCCAAAUAAAUGUUUCAUAGCGUGCACUCUUGACAAGUACAUGGUAUACCUUGCCGAUAAAGAUAAUGAUACCUUAUAUGAAUCAAUUAUUAAUAAUUAUAUAUUUUCCAAAUUGUAUGAAGCGGUUGCCGUUCAAGAUGGAUUUAAAUGCAGAAAUAAUAGUAAAUGUCUAAAUAGACAUUGUAUCGAAUAUACUACUACUGAUAACGAUACAAGUUCUACUGAUUAUGAUGACAUACUCGAAGAAUCUACAUCACCUGAAGGACUCGAGAAUUCUAGUGAUUUUUCAUCAUUUUCUGAUAGUUACGAAAGUUCUACUGAUGUUGAUGACACAAUCGAUGAAUCUACAUCACCUGAAGGACUCGAAAAUUCUAGUGAUUUUUCAUCAUUUUCUGAUAGUAACGAAAGUUCUUCAGAUACAACAACGCCUCGUGAUUUAAUUACGAAUCACGAUAGUUCUGAUAAUAACACAAUUUCUAAUGACAGUGAUGUCUUUAAAGAAUCAACAAUUCCUGAAAGUAUUUUAGAUUCUAAUAAUGUAACUACACCUCAAAAUCGAACAAUCUCUGAUGCUGCAAAACUGGUGGACCAGGAAUUACAAAUUUUGAAUGAACAGUGCGAGCGAGCUCAAAAAGGUUACUUUCUCAUGCGUCUUCCAAAUAAAUGUUUCAUAGCGUGCACUCUUGACAAGUACUUGGUAUACCUUGCCGAUAAAGAUAAUGAUACCUUAUAUGAAUCAAUUAUUAAUAAUUAUAUAUUUUCCAAAUUGUAUGAAGCGGUUGUCGUUCAAGAUGGAUUUAAAUGCAGAAAUAAUAGUCAUUGUCUAGGUGGACAAUGUGUCGAAUAUACUACUACUGAUAACAAUACAAGUUAUACUGAUUAUGAUGACACAAUUGAAGAAUCUACAUCACCUGAAGGACUCGAGAAUUCUAGUGAUUUUUCAUCUUUUUCUGAUAGUAACGAAAGUUCUUUAGAUACAACAACGCCUCGUGAUUUAAUUACGAAUGACGAUAGUUCUGAUAGUAACACAAUUUUUAAUGACAUUGAUAACUUUAUAGAAUCAACAACUCCUGAAACUAGUUUAAAUUUUUAAUUAAAACUUUUUCUUUCUAUAUUUUAAUUAAUUAAUGACAAUUGUUUCAAGCAUUAUAAUUUUUUCUAAUUUAUGGCGUUAUACU
Molecule: messenger RNA, 2756 nt
Organism: Leptopilina heterotoma
Lineage: Eukaryota; Metazoa; Arthropoda; Insecta; Hymenoptera; Figitidae
Product: dentin sialophosphoprotein-like
Exons: 8
Coding region: 62-2671 (869 amino acids)
Source: RefSeq, a predicted model, not a curated record